Messenger RNA from Drosophila melanogaster (fruit fly), 2160 nucleotides. It is a transcript of the gene pkm, whose product is annotated as pinkman. The transcript has 2 exons. The coding region runs from base 16 to 1923 and encodes 635 amino acids. Lineage: Eukaryota; Metazoa; Arthropoda; Insecta; Diptera; Drosophilidae. The record is from RefSeq and is marked reviewed.
GUGGCGUAGUGUGCCAUGGAACAGCCCAGUGAGAAGACGCAGGAGGGGGAGCAGAAAGAUCGCCAAAGUCAGGAAGUGAUAGAAGUGGCAUCCGAUCAAGGAAAUUCACCAGACUCAACAGAAAGUUAUCCAGAUGUCGAUCAGAAGUCACCUAAACGAAUUGAUGUUGAGGAACCAAAGGAGGAGAACUCAAAUAACAGCGAAGCAGUGCAGGAUUUAGAAGAUAAUCGUGUGAAAAAGGAGGAAUUGGUGGCAGAGUUGGAGGAACCGAGAGGUGCUGAGGUGGAGCACAUUGAAAAACAACUAGCCAAAGAGAUUGAUUCGAAAGUGAUCGACAAACAAGAGCUCAAAGGCAUAGAGGAGCUUGAUAAAAAAAUUCCCCAGUUGAAUCAAACAUUUGGAGAUCAGUUGUUGGAAGGAGAUGAUGAGCCUGAGGCGAAAUCAAAGGAUGAGCUGGCAGAGAAUGCGGACAGGGAAAAACUAGCAGAAAUCUCUGCGAGUGAGAUUCAGCUCACUGGCAACCUAGCAGCUCCAGCAGAGCAAGUUGAUCAGAAGGAAGCCGAACCAGAUCCACAUGAAGACACCGAAGAUGAACGAAAUGGGGAGGUGAAUAGAGAGCACCCAGACAGGAUGGAGAGUCCUGUAGAGCAACAAGAGGACACAGCCAAGCCAGACGAAGAUCUGCCCAACGAGCAGGUUACACAGUUCCUUCGCCAACUGGUCAGCCAGCUGUGGCCAGAGCUGGGCGCCAAUCCGGAACUGCGUCUGGAAAGGGCGAGUGCCAAGGGCGACAACUAUUUGGGCGUGGUGUGGCGCCUACAGGCGGCAUCCGAUUCGAAACGCAGCCUGGUGGUUAAACUGCCGCCACAGAAUCGCGUGCGCCGCAAGCAAUUCUUUGCACGACCAUGUUUCCUGCGCGAGACGGCAGCAUAUGAGGUCUUUCUGCCGCUGACUGCGUUAAUUCAGGAUAAGUGGAAGAUAAUCGGAGAUGAUCGUUUCCGGCAGCACGCGCUCUGUUUCGGAACUCGCCAGGAUGAGCCCAACGAGUGCAUCGUGCUGGAGGAUCUGUCUUGUGCCGGCUUCUCACUGCACAAUCGCUUUCUCGACCUAUCCGUCGAGCAUGUGCGUCGCGUAAUGCUCACCUAUGCCAAAUUACAUGCUAUAUCAUUGGCCGGGAAACGGCAGUUGCCCGAGAAAAUGCAACAACUGCAGCAGCUGGUGGAUAUCUUUGAGCAGCGACGCGAUGAUCAUGCCUUGGGGGUCUACUUCGAGAAUCUGAAGGAAAGCGCCCUAUCCGCACUGCUCGCACCGGCGGAUGAUGCAUACAGAGUUCGUCUGGAGGCGUACUUCGCCAGAGGAUCGUACUUUGAGCUGCUGCUGCCUUUGGUCAGCGGAUUCAAUUGCGAACCCUUCGCUGUUAUUUGCCACGGCGAUUGCUGGAAUAACAACAUUCUCUACAAGAGUACAGAGCGGGGCGAGCUCGAGGACGUGCGCCUGAUCGACUGGCAACUGAUGCGAUAUGCCUCGCCGGUCACCGAUCUAGCUUACUUCCUCUUCACUUGCACUUCGCGGCGAUUCCGGCAGCGACACCUCGAAAAUAUGCUCGAGGAUUACUAUGAAGAGUUGGGCCUGCAGCUGAUUAGACUAGGCGAGCGGGUGGAGCAACUUUUUCCCCGUCCUGCAUUCGAUGAACAGGUGGCUACCAAAGCGGCUGUGGGCCUGCUUCUCGCCAUGAUGGUUCUACCCAUUGUAACGAUGCAGGGUCAGGAUGUGCCCGACCUUCAGGCAAUUAGCGAGCGCAUCGAGGCGGGGGCCACUACGGAUCUCCAUGGAGCUGGUUUCCUGGGCGCGGGCAACGAGGCUACAUUUAAACAGCGUAUACGCGAGGUGAUCCUCGACUGUGUGGACUUUAAUUACAUAUAGAUGGCUCACCUUCUGGCGCGCCACUUGCAUCGGAUUCAGCCGAAGCUUCUUGGCACUGGUGCCAAAACGCAGGGUGGACAACGUCUCGCUGAGAUCGCAUUGAUGCGGACUGAUGCAGGCCAGAAAGGUCAGAUACGACUGCGCGGUUAGCGAGGCUGCAAAGAAUGAAAACGGCAAGAAGUUGCAGUCAAUAUUUAUAGUAGUCACUAAGUCGCUAAUCAAUAAAGGCUUGAACCC